AUGAGCUACGCGGUUGAGCAAUCCCGGGUAUCAGUCCUGAAAGGCGUCAGUCUCGAGAUAAAGGCUGGCGAGAGCGUGGCGAUCAUCGGUCCGUCGGGUUCAGGCAAAACAACACUUCUGUUGCUGUUGGCCGGACUUGAUCAUCCUGCCUCAGGCAGCAUUGAGAUUCAGGGCACGCAACUGGACGCGCUGUCUGCUGACGAACUGGCGGAUCUGCGCAGAGAUCGGAUGGGCAUCGUCUUUCAGUCCUUUCAUCUGAUUCCGAGCCUGACCGCUCUCGGUAAUGUCACUCUGCCGUUGGAGAUUGCGGGAGACCCGGAUGGCAGCGCGAAGGCCAGAGAGACACUGCGGCGUGUAGGUCUUGAUCAUCGCGAAUCCCAUUAUCCGAUGCAGCUUUCCGGCGGCGAACAGCAGCGUGUUGCCAUUGCCAGAGCGCUGGUGCACUCGCCGCCACUGCUGCUGGCUGAUGAACCCACGGGUAACCUGGAUAAAGACACGGGCAGUGCCAUCAGCGAUCUGCUGUUCGAGCUGCAUGCGAACUCAGGUAGCACCCUGGUCCUGGUUACUCAUGAUGAGUCUCUGGCAAUGCGUUGUGAUCGACAGUUACGUCUGGACGGCGGCGCUCUGGUAGAGGGGCAGAAACAUGACCUGCGCGGCAGUGGUCAGUCGCUGUGGAUUCUGUGUGCCUGCCUGGUGCUCGGUGUCACCCUGGUCGCCGCAACCGGUGGUCUUUAUCAGCAGAUCAGAGAGGGGCUGCAGACCGAUAGUCGGAAGUUGAGCGGAGGGGAUCUGCAGGUGGAAUCACGCUCUCGUCUGCCAAUUGAAGCCAUCAACUGGAUGGCGGCGCGGGGACAGGUGUCGCUGCUUGUUGAAAUGGACACCAUGAUGGCCACCGCCUCCGGUGACCUUCAGCUGGUGGAGGUGCUGAGUGUUGACGAACAUUAUCCGCUGUAUGGCGAGUUAACUCUUAAUCCUUCUUUACCUCUGGUGGAAGUGACGCAGAACAACGGUGGCCAGUUUGGUCUCGCCAUGGAUCCGGUACUUGCUGAUCGCCUGGGCAUCAGCGCGGGUGAUGAGGUUGAGAUUGGUGAAUUGUCAUUUGAAGUACGUGCGUUGAUCACCGAACAGCCGGAUCGCAGCCUCAGUGCAAGCUGGCGUAGCAGCCCGGUUAUGAUCUCUGCAGAUGCGCUUGCUGAUGCAGGCUUGUUGCAGCCCGGCAGUCGUGUGGAAUAUGAAUAUCGCGUGCGAACUGAGCAGGAUCCAGGCGAGUGGCAGAGAGCUUUUUUUGCGAUGUUUCCCGAUACCAAUUGGGAAGUCAGCACCUUUAUGGAUCGUAGCGACCGCAUAGGAGAACGGUUAGCUCAAGCGGGAUCAGCUUUGUUGAUUGUCGGUUUCAGCACGCUGUUUAUCGGUGGGCUGGGUGUCUUCAAUAGCGUGCAGGCUUACCUGCAGAAUAAGCUCGGUACAAUUGCUACGCUGCGCUCAGUAGGUCUAAGAGACCGCUCUCUUGCGGUUGUUUACCUGCUGCAGAUCCUGAUAAUGAGUGGUCUUUCCUGUUUUGUCGGCGCCGUGCUGGGUUUUCUGCUGUCAUUUGUGGGGGCUUUGUUCGCCGCCACCCAGGUUCAGAUCGACACCGUGGUGUACAGUGCAAUUCUACCCGGUUUGCUUGCGGCUCUGUUUGGUUUGCUGACCGCUAUGACGUUUGCAGCGCCUGCCAUCGGUCGUGCGUUGUCGGUAGAUCCUGCCGUGCUUUUUCGAAGCCUUGAUGGUGUUGAAACGGGUACACCUCGAGCCUGGUGGCUGGCAACACUGUGUGGCGCUGCUUUAGUUGUCCUGCUUGUAUUGUUUGUGUUGCCUGAUCCGAUCUUUGCCCUGUCUUUUGUCGCAACCGUGCUGGGAUUGCUUGUCAUGCUCGAAGGCGUUGUGCGCCUGAUCAGGCGAAUAGCACUCAGAAUGGAUGGCCAGGCACCGACGCGGCGCUAUUUUGCGCUGCAUCUGGCGCUUGCCAACCUGCACCGCCACGGCUCUGCACUGCGUGCCUCUCUGCUGACUCUGGGCUCGGCGCUGACCCUGUUAGUAGCGUGCACAGUAUUGAUUUCAACGCUUCUGGAAACAAUCGCCAGCACCAUCCCGGAAGAAUCUCCGGAUCUCGUGAUGUACGACGUUGCACCACACCAACGACAAGAGGUGAGUGCGAUUCUGCAGGAACAGAAUGCGGUACGAGUGGAUAUGGCGCCGUUGGUUCAAGGGCGACUUGCGGCGGUUAAUGGCGCUACGCCAGACUCAGAAAGCAGCCUCGAAGCUCAGCGCGAGGCGCGAGACGAACAUAAACUGACCUAUCGCGCUGGCAACAUUGAUGGGGUCACUAUGGUGCAGGGUAGUUGGUGGCCGGAAGGCGCGUCGGGUGAGGGUGCCUGGGUGGUGAUGGAAGAUCGCGAAGCCAACCAGAUUGGUUUGCAGGUUGGAGAUCUGCUGACCUUCGACAUUCAGGGCAGACAAUUGGAGGCUGAACUAACUGGUAUAUUUCGGCAGAAAGGCCUGCAGACGCGCUUCUGGUUUGAAGCCAUUCUGUCUGAUGGCGUGCUGGACCCGUUCAUCUCCCGCUACGUGGGCGCCAGUUAUAUGCCCGCGGACAAAGCCAUUGUCGCGCAAACUCAAAUUGCAGGGAUAGCACCCAAUGUUGUGUCGGUACGAACCGCCACCCUGGUCGCCACCGCCAAAAAUCUGCUAGGCAACGCGGUGGCGGGGCUGGUUGUGGUUUCAGCUGUUGCGUUUUCUGUGAGUCUGCUGGUGCUGACGGGUGUUAUGGCGAGCCACCGCUCGCGGCAGGUUUAUUACUCCACCAUUCUUCACACACUUGGCGCACGUCUCAGCGUUGUGCGCCUGAGCCUUGGCAUGGAGUAUGUGCUGUUAGCGUUAGUAACUUCUCUUUUUGCCCUGGUACUCGGCAUAUUGAUUGCGUUGCCGAUGUUGCAUUUUCAGCUGCGAUUACCCCUUGCGUUUCCUGUAUGGCCGGCGGUAGUUGCUGCCUUUGGCGUCAGCUCUGUGUGUCUCUAUGCAGGUGCCGGUUACCUGAUGCGUCGGCUGCAUCUGCAACCCGCGUCCCUGUUGCGUGGGCAGUAA
Molecule: messenger RNA, 3123 nt
Organism: Symbiodinium pilosum
Lineage: Eukaryota; Dinophyceae; Suessiales; Symbiodiniaceae
Source: the annotation of a GenBank genome assembly